GAGUGCUGCCCAAAUCCCGCUCCCAGGCAGCUAAUCAGAGCCACUGCAGCGCGGCGGGAGCAGCGCUGGAGCCGGGCUUGUCCAGCGCGCAGCUCUCCGCGUGCCUGCCGCCUCUGUCCGCCCGUCCGUCCGUCCGCCUGUCUGUGCGUCCGCGCCAGGUGCGCUCAGCACAGCUCUCAGCAUGCUCGCACCGGGGCUGCUGGGGCUGGUGCUGCUGCUGGGCCCUGCGCUGCCGGCCGGGCCCCCGGCCCUGCGGAGUGCUUUGGGUAUCCCUGCUUCCUGCCGGCUGUCCCGGGCUGAGUCGGAGCUCAGGUGCCGUGCCCCAGGGGGGAAGCUGUGCAGUGACAGAGGCAGGUGUGAGUGUGGGGUCUGCAUCUGCCAAGUGACCGAGUCUGGCAAAUACUACGGUCCGCUCUGCGAGUGCCACGACUGGGUGUGCGAGACCUACGACGGGAAAAUCUGCGCAGGCCAUGGAAAGUGUGACUGUGGGAAGUGCAAAUGUGAUGAAGGCUGGUAUGGUGAAGCUUGUCAGUAUCCAACUACUUGCAAUCUUACAAGGAAGAAAAGCAAUGAAAUGUGCAAGAAUUCUCAAGAUAUCAUCUGUUCUGGUGCAGGCACAUGUCAGUGUGGCAGGUGCCAAUGUGCCAACUCAGAAGAAAAUGGACUGGUAUAUGGCAAAUUUUGUGAAUGUGAUGACAGAGAAUGCAUUGAUGAUGAAACAGGAGAGAUUUGUACAGGCCAUGGAAAGUGUUACUGUGGAAACUGUUACUGUGAGGCUGGUUGGCAUGGAGAUAAAUGUGAAUUCCAGUGUGACAUCACCCCCUGGGAGAUCAAGAAGAGAUGCACAUCUCCAGAUGGCAAAAUCUGCAGCAACAGAGGCACAUGUGUAUGUGGGGAAUGUACAUGCCAUGAUGUGGACCCAACUGGUGACUGGGGUGAUAUUCAUGGAGAUACUUGUGAGUGUGAUGAAAGAAACUGCAAAGCAGUGUAUGAUAGAUAUUCUGAUGACUUCUGUUCCGGUCAUGGACAGUGUAAUUGUGGAAGAUGUGACUGUAAAGAAGGAUGGACUGGGAAAAAGUGUGAACAUCCACAUUCGUGUCCAAUCUCAGUUGAAGAAAGUGCUAAGAAAUGCCAAGGAAAUUCCAAUUUACCUUGCUCUGGAAGAGGGAGAUGUGAAUGUGGCCAAUGCACUUGUUUCCCUCCAGGAGACAGCAGAGUUCAUGGCAAAAACUGUGAAUGUGAUGAUCGGCAGUGUGAAAAUGCAGAUGGCGAUGUCUGUGGGGGCCAUGGUAUCUGCUCAUGUGGCCGAUGCAUUUGCCAGGAUGGGUGGUUUGGAAAGUUGUGCCAGCACUCAAGGAAGUGCAACAUGACGGAGGAGGAGAGCAGAAGUCUCUGCGAGUCAGCGGAUGGCAUAUUGUGCUCCGGGAAGGGCUCCUGCCACUGUGGAAAGUGCAUCUGCUCACCCCAGGAAUGGUACAUUUCGGGUGAUUUCUGUGAAUGUGAUGACAGAGACUGUGACAAGCACGAUGGUCUCAUUUGCACAGGUAACGGUGUUUGUAGCUGUGGAAACUGUGAGUGCUGGGAAGGAUGGAAUGGAAAUGCUUGUGAAAUCUGGCUGGGGAGAGAAUACCCUUAAUGGAGGAUGUCAAGGAUUGAGGAGAGUUUUUUUUGUUUGUUUUCCCUUAGGCUGCUAGGACAUUUAAUUUCCGAAGUAUCUGGGUGUGGGUAUGCAUGAACGCACACAUACAUGGAUGUAAAUACCUUAGAACACAUUUGAGGAUCUGCUCCUUAAAGAAAUGCAUCAGAAAACUAAACUAGGGAGCAGGACAGCCCAAGCUCUAGACGUGAAGUCAUAAAAUACUGGCCCUAUGGAACUUCUCCAGAGAUUUUUUGUCAAUUCAGUGGAACCGAUAUUAUACCUGUAAUGACUAUUUCUUUGAGCAACCUGAGGCAAAGGUAUAAGAAGACCCUUUUUUUAAUAUUAUUUACUUGGUUGUCAUGUCUCCUUGUCAGUAUGCGACAAUUCACCUGUAGAAGAGUAACACUAGUGGAAUAUUGUCAAAUAAUUAGUUUGAUUUGUUUUAUGGUAUUUGAAAAAUACAUUAUUUGGCCCUUUCCAACAGUCCUGAUUAUGAACCAACUCAUAAAUUGAGAGAAAAUAUUAUAAAUAUAAUAUUAAUGAUUUUUUAUUUGGUCAGUUGUGUAACUGAGGUCCAAUUACAUGACACUCAUAGGCUGAAGACCCAAAAUGUUUGAAUGAGAACCUUUUCCACAGGAGAACUUUUAGUUUCUGUGGUUGAUAUGUCAGAAAGUUGGUUAUCUAAUCUACAUAUUACAAUACUUUAAAAUACAUAACCUAUAGAAACAUAUGGAGUGAAACUAAUAAAGAUGUAAAAGUA
Molecule: messenger RNA, 2399 nt
Organism: Camarhynchus parvulus
Lineage: Eukaryota; Metazoa; Chordata; Aves; Passeriformes; Thraupidae
Gene: ITGBL1
Product: integrin subunit beta like 1
Exons: 11
Coding region: 182-1636 (484 amino acids)
Biological process (GO): cell migration; cell-matrix adhesion; integrin-mediated signaling pathway
Cellular component (GO): integrin complex; cell surface; focal adhesion
Molecular function (GO): integrin binding
Source: RefSeq, a predicted model, not a curated record